CCGCUUCUCCGCCAUCUUCAACUUCCUAUUGUUUGCAUCAGACUGAGGCUGUCUGCGGUGUGUGUGAGAGCAGAAUUGGCCGCCGAUUUAUCAUUAAACAGUAGAUAUAGCCUUUACGUUCGCGGUCGCCCGAGUUCAGCACAAACCAUUUUUAUGUCAUUGGAUUAAAGACCUCUCAGGACGCGACCACUAAACCUAGAUGAUGGAGGACGAUCAACCCAAAACCUUGUAUGUGGGGAAUCUGUCCAGGGAUGUCACCGAGCCCCUCAUUCUGCAGGUCUUCACACAGAUAGGACCCUGCAAGAGUUGUAAAAUGAUAGUUGAUACGGCCGGAAAUGAUCCGUACUGCUUUGUGGAGUUCUAUGACCACAGGCAUGCUGCUGCCUCAUUGGCAGCUAUGAAUGGAAGGAAAAUAAUGGGUAAGGAGGUCAAAGUCAACUGGGCCACGACGCCAACCAGCCAGAAAAAAGACACAAGUAAUCAUUUUCAUGUCUUCGUUGGAGACCUAAGCCCAGAAAUAACUACAGAAGACGUCAAAGCUGCUUUCGGCCCAUUUGGCAGGAUAUCAGAUGCUCGUGUUGUGAAAGAUAUGGCUACAGGGAAAUCUAAGGGCUAUGGCUUCGUUUCUUUCUUCAACAAAUGGGACGCAGAGAACGCCAUUCAGCAGAUGGGUGGUCAGUGGUUAGGAGGCAGACAGAUUCGAACUAACUGGGCCACAAGAAAGCCUCCCGCCCCAAAGACCACCUAUGAAAAUAACUGCAAGCACCUAUCCUUUGAUGAAGUAGUGGGUCAGUCCAGCCCCAGUAACUGCACUGUGUAUUGUGGCGGAGUCAGCACGGGACUGACAGAGCAACUGAUGAGACAGACCUUCUCUCCUUUUGGACAAAUCAUGGAAAUCAGAGUUUUCCCCGACAAAGGGUAUUCAUUUGUGAGGUUUAACUCCCAUGAGUCAGCAGCCCAUGCCAUUGUGUCGGUGAAUGGGACCUCAAUAGAGGGACACAUAGUCAAAUGUUACUGGGGUAAAGAGACCCCAGACAUGAUGAACCCAAUGCAACAGAUGCCUAUGCCCCAGCAGAACAAGAUGAGCUUCCCAGCAGCAGCCCAGCCCUACGGCCAGUGGGGCCAGUGGUACGGCAACGGGCCCCAGAUCAGCCAGUACGUCCCCAAUGGGUGGCAGGUCCCCACCUACGGCGUCUACGGCCAGGCUUGGAACCAGCAGGGCUUCAAUCACUUACCGGCCAGUGCUGGGUGGACUGGCAUGAGCGCCAUCAGUAACGGUGGGGUUAUGGAGCCUACACAGGGAUUGAAUGGGAGUAUGCUAGCCAACCAGCCCGGUAUGGGAGCCGCAGGAUACCCCACACACUGAUAAGUGGGCAGGGGGGGAGAUUUGUCAACCAUCAGCCUCUUAUUGGCUGUACGGUGCCCCGCGGGGCUGUGUAACACCGCCUCCAUUCGUGGCAGGACUAAGACUUUUACUGGGAUGUGGAACCUAAUGGGAAGGUUGCCGUCUAUAGGAGAUGUAAAUGGGAUUUCAUGGGGGGGUUGAGGUAACGGGAGCCAGAGAGGGGCGAUUUGACCCACACAGGUAUUUACACCCUUUGUGGUAGGCAAGACUGGCCAUGAACCAGGGCUCUUACCAUUUUUAAGUUAACUGUAAAUGAGUAUAAAACUGUAAAGGAGAAACUUUUUGGAUUUUUUUUUCUGGUUUUACAAAUUGCUUCCAUUUUCACAUCUAUCUUCUCAGCCACAGAGAGGAUUUUUUUUUUAAAGAAACUGUUAAAGACGGAGUCAUGCUAAGUUAUGAACCUUAGAAAUUAUUUGAGGAAUGGAAAUCUGUUUAU
Plectropomus leopardus (leopard coralgrouper) is the source of this 1841-nucleotide messenger RNA. RefSeq names its product cytotoxic granule associated RNA binding protein TIA1-like. The record is from RefSeq and is a predicted model, not a curated record. Gene Ontology annotation, molecular function: RNA binding. Lineage: Eukaryota; Metazoa; Chordata; Actinopteri; Perciformes; Serranidae.